Molecule: messenger RNA, 603 nt
Organism: Artibeus jamaicensis (Jamaican fruit-eating bat)
Lineage: Eukaryota; Metazoa; Chordata; Mammalia; Chiroptera; Phyllostomidae
Product: carcinoembryonic antigen-related cell adhesion molecule 21-like
Exons: 2
Coding region: 1-603 (200 amino acids)
Source: RefSeq, a predicted model, not a curated record
AUGGCCCAGAAGGAUAUAUGGAUUAAAGAUGCUGCCGAAGGGGAGGAUGCGCAUUUACGUAUCCUCAACAAGCCUCCCGAUGUAACACGCCUUGCAUGGUACAGAGGGAAAGUUCCGGACAAAGAUCAUAUAAUUGCAUUUUUAUCACAAAUCCCAAACUUUAAUGUAAGAAUUCCAGAGAGUGGACAUACAAUACUAAACAGUGAUGGUUCUUUGCUGAUAAAGAAGGUCAACAUGCACGACUCAGGAAUCUACACCGUAGCAGUGGAACAAAAAAAUUCCAAAAUAUUAAUGGGAUAUGGACUGCUCAGAGUAUACCCGCGUGUGAAAAAGCCCACCCUCCGAGCCAGCAACACCACAGUCACAGAGAAUAAAGAUGCUGUGGUCUUCACCUGCAACUCCUCAUAUGCACUCAACAUCCAGUGGUUCUUCAAUGGCAAAAAAAUGCGGUCCACACAGCGAAUGAAGCUGUCCAAGGGCUAUCGAAGACUCACCAUAAAACCUGUCAAGAGGGAAGAUGCUGGGAAGUACCAGUGUAAAGCCUCCAACCCCAUUAGUUCUGCUGCAAGUGUGACCCUUAAGCUGAAUGUGAAUUUUGAGUGA